AUGCCCUGGAAAAAGUCCGAGGCGCUGCACGGCCUGUCCAGCCGCGGCCCCGCCACAAAGUUCGACGACCCCGCCAAGCCACACCUGCACUCACGUCGUGCCGCCGUGUACAACGGCGUCGUCUUCGCCAACGUCAUGAAUAGUACCGCCAGCUUCAACGAGACCCUCUCGAAAUCCAUCGGCUGUGUCGACGGAGGCUCGUGCGAUGUACUACAACCUUGGCAAGGGCGGGCUGACGUACUGCAUGUUAGACAUCAACCUGUUGCGCGACCCGCCCUGGAGACGCCCGGCGAGGGCCCCUUCGUGGUGGGGCGCUACGCCGUCAACUUCGUGCGCGGCAUGCAGGACAUCCUCCGCCACGACACGGCGGCGGACCCCAGUCCCGGCCGAUCAAGACGUCGGCGUGUUGCAAGCACUACGCCCCCUACAAUCUCGACGACUGGCACGGCCACACCCGCUUCAAGUCGACGCGCGCGUCCAGGAGCGCGGGACAUGGUCGAGACCUUCCUCCGCCCCUUCGAGAUGUGCGUCCGCGACGGCGACGUCAGCAGCGUCAUGUGCUCCUACAACCGCGUGAGCGGCAUCCCGGCCUGCGCCGAUGCCAGGCUGCUCUCCCAGACCAUCCGCGGGGAAUGGCAGUUCCACGGCUACAUCGUCUCCGACUGCGAAGCCGUCCGCGUCAUGGUCGACAACGUCACGUGGCUCGGCUACACCGCCAUCAAGGGCAGUGCCGCCGUGCUCAAAGCCGGGCUCGACCUCGACUGCGACGAGAGCUGA
Triticum aestivum (bread wheat) is the source of this 777-nucleotide messenger RNA. Its product is annotated as probable beta-D-xylosidase 2. The coding region runs from base 1 to 777 and encodes 258 amino acids. Lineage: Eukaryota; Viridiplantae; Streptophyta; Magnoliopsida; Poales; Poaceae. The transcript has 3 exons. Gene Ontology annotation, molecular function: xylan 1,4-beta-xylosidase activity; alpha-L-arabinofuranosidase activity. Gene Ontology annotation, biological process: arabinan catabolic process; xylan catabolic process. The record is from RefSeq and is a predicted model, not a curated record.